Molecule: messenger RNA, 791 nt
Organism: Sesamum indicum (sesame)
Lineage: Eukaryota; Viridiplantae; Streptophyta; Magnoliopsida; Lamiales; Pedaliaceae
Product: CASP-like protein PIMP1
Source: RefSeq, a predicted model, not a curated record
AAUUUAUAUGCAUUAAGAACAACUAGAAUUAAUAUAAGUAAGACUAACUAUUAAUUCUUGGUUUAACGAUCGUCGAUAUAUCAAUCUUUCUCAGUAGUCUGAAGAUGGCUCCGCCACCAUCCACGGUGGUCUCACCGGUGGUUGCACUUGUUAUUCGGGUGUUGACUCUCGUUUUCCUGCUCGUCUCUGUGAUUGUCAUUGCCACCACCACUGCCACAUCUGGCGCCGGCCCAACCGAGGUCAAAAUCAAGUUCGACGACUUCUAUGCUUAUCGGUACAUGUUGGCGGCUGGCGUGAUCGGGAUCGGCUAUACACUGCUUCAGACUGCAUUCACAAUAUUUCAGGUGAGCACCGGCAAUCGGCUCGGCGGCGACGGCUUCACUCUCCUUGACUUCUACGGUGACAAGGCAUUGUCAUACAUGCUGGCAACCGGCGCAGCCGCUGGGUUUGGACUGACUGUGGAUUUGAACCGCGGCUCAGGCAGCGAUUCCGACACUAAGAGUUUCCUAAACAAGGCUAAUGCCGCAGCUGCCCUUCUCUUCAUUGCUUUCAUAUUCUCCGCCGUAUCUUCAGUCUUUUCUUCAUUCUCUCUCCCUAAGAGGACUUAAGGGAUCAUAAUUGCAAUAGUUUAUCUUUUUACGGUAAAAACUAAGUUGUAAAUGAAAUUAUAAAGUUGGUUAUACCGAAAGUUGAGAGCGUUUGAAAUUUGUCUAAGUUGAUUAUAUUGAAAGUUGAGAGUGUUUGAAAUUGACAAACAAAAAAAAGAAUUAGAGUUGGAGUGUUUUGGAAAA